AAGCACCGGCGGUGCGCAGGCAGCCUCCAGAUCGCACAGUUGGAUAGAUGGGUAUCACCAGCAUGUGAUCAGCCCGUGUGCGCAGCCUGUUAAAUCUGACAGAUUCUCCUUCAACAAAACAAUGAAACCUGCUGCAGAUGAGCCGUCGCUCCUGCUGGACUGUGGACUAAUUGGAGUGACCUCCGGUGUCAUUCGGGGAUGAUGGGGAUGAAGGUGGUGAUGGUGAAUCGGGCUGUUUUUUUCUGCGAAAACCGCCAACUUUCACUCAUGCGCUUCUUGUCCUUUUACUUCUCUGUGUGUCUUUAAAGCGCAAAAGCAUGCAGACCUCCCCGACUGAAGACAAGAUCCCAGUCGUCAGUUCAGCUUCAAGUCCACAGGUCAGUGGAGAAGGCCUUUACUUCGCUGACGGCCGACGGAAAGUUGACUAUGUUCUGGUCUUCCAUCAGCGACGGCACAGUUCCCUACGAUCUCCCACCAGCACCUCAAUUUCACAAGACCGACUAUCUGUUGUUUCCAAUGGCAACUUUCCCCAAUCGGCGGGCUCGGAUGUGGCGGCAGGAAGAGGAGGCGGCAUUCCAUCAGGGGAGGCUGUGAGUGUUGGUGAGGUGUUCAUGGAGCUUGGAGGUGGAGGAGAGAACGAACCAACGGAGCCUGCUGACCAUGAGAUGCGUCUGAUCAGACAGGAGUUUGAAGCCAAUCUGGUGGAGGCCGGCCUGGAGAUAGAGAGAGACAGAGAUUUAAAAACCCACGGCCCCAGCUUCACCCGUCUCCAUGCGCCCUGGCCGGUACUGUGUCGUGAGGCUGAGUUUCUCAAGAUUAAAGUUCCCACCAAGACGAGUUAUGAACUUAAAGAGGAAGGUGGUUUCAGCACUAGUAUCAGCACAGUGUGGAGGAAACUGAACCAGCCUUUCCAGCCCAAAGUACCACAUCAGGACCACGGAAGCACCAAGUUUCUCUCACACUGCUUCUCCAGGGACAAGCUUCACCUGUACCACAUCACGUCUAAAGACACCUUCUUUGACAACGCCACAAGGGGCCGAAUAGUGUACGAGAUCCUGAGACGGACAGUGUGUGUACGAACCUGUCAAACCAUAGGCAUCAGCACAUUGAUAGCAAAAGGUGUAUAUGACGCUGCCUUCCCUAUUCACGAUGGUGACUAUAAGGUCAUUGGACACCUUGAAGAGAGGAACGACAGACAGGUUCUGCAUGAAGAGUGGGCCAGAUACUCAGCCUUUUACAAGUACCAGCCCAUUGAUCUUGUCAGGAAGUACUUUGGGGAGAAGAUCGGCCUGUACUUUGCAUGGCUCGGUGUUUACACUCAGUUGCUGGUACCAGCCUCCAUAGUGGGAAUCAUUGUGUUUGGCUAUGGGGUGGCAACUGUGAAUACUGACAUACCCAGUCUUGAGAUGUGCGACGAACGUCUCAAUUUCACCAUGUGCCCUCUGUGUGACGGAGCAUGUGACUUCUGGCAGCUCAGCACUGCCUGCGGCACCGCCAGAGCCUCACACCUCUUCGACAACCCUGCCACCGUCUUCUUCGCCAUCUUCAUGUCCCUGUGGGCGGUGCUGUUCCUGGAGCACUGGAAGCGUCGUCAGAUCAGUUUGAGCUUCAGUUGGGAUUUGACAGGCAUCGAGGAGGAUGAGGAACACCCCAGACCAAAAUAUGAGACCAUCCUCCUUCAGAAGAGACAGAGGAAGCAGAAAAAUAAGAAAAAAAAGAAAAAGAAUGAGCCAGAGAAGCAGGAGGACGGGACAGUGACAGGGAAGGACAGAUGGAGACAAAAACUACUGUCUGCCAUGGCUGCAGGAAUACCGCUUGCCAUAGAGAAGUUGACCUGGAAAGACCGUCUUCCUGGAUAUUUCAUCAACGUUUCCUCUAUUCUCUUCAUGUUUGGACUGACGUUUUCAGCAGUUUUUGGUGUCAUCAUCUACCGCAUCACGGUGUCUGCCCUGAUGGCGAUGAGCCCCGACCCAGAGACCAAGUCCAACGUUCGGGUGACGGUGACAGCCACUGCGGUUAUCAUCAACUUAGUGGUUAUUCUGAUCCUUGAUGAAAUCUACGGCGCUGUGGCGGUGUGGCUGACUGAGCUAGAGAUUCCUAAAACGGAAACCAACUUCGAGGAGCGCCUCAUCUUGAAAGCCUUCUUGCUCAAGUUCAUGAACGCUUAUGCACCCAUCUUUUACGUGGCUUUCUUCAAGGGACGGUUUGCUGGUCGACCGGGAAGUUACGUGUACGUCUUUAACGAUUAUCGGAUGGAAGAGUGUGCUCCAGGAGGCUGCCUCAUUGAGUUGUGCAUUCAGCUCAGUAUCAUCAUGCUCGGGAAGCAGCUAAUCCAGAACAACAUCUUUGAGAUCGGCAUACCAAAGUUGAAGAAGUUGGUGCGUGCGUUGAAGGAUAAAGGAAGAGCAGUGCAGGAGAAGGAGGAGGAGAGGCCUCCGCAGCAGUGGAACCUGGACUACGCUCUUGUUCCCUUUGAAGGCCUCACACCCGAAUACAUGGAAAUGAUCAUCCAGUUUGGUUUCGUCUCUCUGUUUGUGGCUUCGUUCCCACUCGCUCCUCUCUUUGCCCUGCUGAAUAAUGUCAUCGAGAUCAGACUGGAUGCCAAGAAGUUUGUUACAGAGCUACGCAGGCCAGUCGCUGCACGUGCUAAAGACAUCGGUAUAUGGUACAACAUACUGAGCGGAAUGGGAAAAUUCUCAGUCAUUAUAAAUGCCUUCGUGAUAUCCUUCACAUCAGACUUCAUCCCUCGGCUCGUCUACCAGUACAUGUACAGUCACACCGGCACCAUGCAUGGCUUCAUUGACCACACACUCUCCUACUUCAACGUGUCCAAUUUUAAACAAGGCACGGCGCCGCAGAACUCCCAGCUUGGCGAUAUCACCGUCUGCCGGUAUAAAGACUAUAGGGAACCACCUUGGUCUCCAGAUGCAUACCAGUUCUCAAAACAGUACUGGUCUGUCCUGGCUGCAAGACUGGCCUUUGUAAUAUUGUUCCAGAACCUGGUUAUGUUCCUCAGCCUUGUCGUUGCCUGGGUGAUUCCUGACGUUCCCAAAACCAUUGUGGAGCAGCUCAAACGGGAGAAGAAGCUCCUGGUUGAUGUCUUCUUGAGAGAAGAGAAGGAAAAGUUCCAGCUGAUCCAGAGCCUCUUCGCCAAGGACGCUACCCUCCCCCCCGGCAGCCACGUCCUCCAUCCAGCCCAGGAAAUCCCCAUUCCGGGCCGCUACAGUACUCUACCCCCAAGCCUGGCUGGGGACGGAGGAGGAGGAGGUCCGAGGGCGCGGUGUAGGGCGGCCAGCUUCAGUCAGUUCAGCAGGAAGAUUCCCCCAUCGCCCAGGAACGAAAAUGAGAAUUCGAGACACACAGCUGUUUGACAUGUAACACACACAUCUCGAGGAGUUAUUCAAGCUAGGCCUCAGGACUGGAGAACAUGUUGCUCGGGUGAUUUGGUCCCCUGUGUGUUUUUGCCUGUGUCUUUUUUGUCCUGGCGUAUGAGUGUGACAGAGGUGCACUGUGAUGAAUAAAAUCACAGCUUGACUUCGAACAAGAAAGUUGAAUUCAUUGGUCUCAGUGUGGUUGAAUGUGUAAUGUCCACACUGGUGUGUGUGUGUGUGUGUUGUUCCUACUGCGCCGACUGUUCACCUGAUAAAGUGUUAUCAUUUUUACUUUUUGGUAAAAAAACAAACAAUUAUUUAGUGAGGCGCACUAGCUUCAUAGCGUAGACAAGCAAUAAUUACUGUAUUAGGCUGAAAAACUGAAUAUUAUAAGCACCUGAAAGAGACCAUAGAUAAAGUAAGAACUGUAAGCCAACAGAUCCAGCAAUGAGCACUAAAUCAACAUACAUGAAUGGAUGAAUGGACGAAUGGACAUUGUGGCUUAUUAGUACGGCUGGGGACUUCGAGAAUAUUCCUGCUUUAUGUGUUUAUGCUCCAUGUAUUUUUAUUUUGAAACAGAAUGCGUAGCAACUACAACAUACCAUCAGUAAGUGAUUUGUUAAUUUUUAACAGGGGGGAUGGCCCAAUGGGAGGGUUAGAGUUAGGUUUAAAAGAAGGCUUCUACAGCCCGAGGUUGUAGCUUGAGUUGCACUGGCACAGGUAAAAUUAAUACAAAAACUCCUCUAAUGAUGAAAUAACCUUAUAAAAAUUCUGGUUAGGCUAGGACUGCAGGAUUAUCAUAUCUCUAUAGCCUAAAUCUUAACAAUAUAACUGCGAUUAUAAUUUUGAUUUAAUAGAGCUGCUAUUAGGCUAAAUGCAUGUUUUGUGUAGGCCACUCUUUUACUGGAUGUGGACAUUAAGCAUUUUAAUAAUGCUUAUUUUUUAAAACACACCGUAGUUUGACGGUAUAAACUUUACCUCGGACUCUGUAACUGUAGUAGUUGAGCACGGAGUGGUCAGUGCAGGUUAAUUUCCUCAGUCACAUUACCUGCUGCAU
Thunnus maccoyii (southern bluefin tuna) is the source of this 4428-nucleotide messenger RNA. It is a transcript of the gene ano2b, whose product is annotated as anoctamin 2b. Gene Ontology annotation, cellular component: plasma membrane. Gene Ontology annotation, biological process: chloride transmembrane transport. Lineage: Eukaryota; Metazoa; Chordata; Actinopteri; Scombriformes; Scombridae. The transcript is spliced from 25 exons. The record is from RefSeq and is a predicted model, not a curated record. Bases 318 to 3371 code for a protein of 1017 amino acids. Gene Ontology annotation, molecular function: chloride channel activity; protein dimerization activity.